Messenger RNA from Cynara cardunculus var. scolymus (artichoke), 840 nucleotides. RefSeq lists its product as uncharacterized. The record is from RefSeq and is a predicted model, not a curated record. Lineage: Eukaryota; Viridiplantae; Streptophyta; Magnoliopsida; Asterales; Asteraceae. Gene Ontology annotation, biological process: shoot system development; root development. The coding region runs from base 1 to 840 and encodes 279 amino acids. The transcript has 2 exons.
AUGGUUAAGGUGAACUCGAGGUUAUUCAUGAAAGACACGGUCUUGACAGCUUCUUCUUCUUCAUCAUCCACCAGUGUUCGCCAUGUUCGAUCCAUUAGUUUGCCUAGCCAAUCACAUCCUAGCACUCUUCAAGUUGAAGAGGAGCUCACUUAUCUCAAAACAUGGGAGGCAUCUUCGUCUUCUAUGGCUACUGUAGAUACAGUCUGUGGUUCUCUAGUGGUGCUGGAAAGAUUGUACACAUCUGUUAACAAUCUUCUGAGUUUGCCACUGACCCAACAAGCCCUUUUCACCAAGGAUGAGAAAUUGGUUGAUGAGUUGUUGGAUCGAUCAAUGAAGCUCUUGGAUGUCUGUGGCUCUAUAAAAGAUACCAUGGAACAAGUAAAGGAACACGUCAAAAAUGUUCAAUCAGCUCUUAGAAGGAAAAAGUCGAAUCUGUCCAUGGAUGCAUCCUUGCUCAGGAAAUUAAUGAAGGAUGCCAACAGAGCUAUUUCAGCACUAAAGAAAAGUGAUAACAAGACUGGGGACGACAUUGCACUCUUAGAUCUAGAUCACCACCUCUCAACUGUGAUUAGAUCACUAAGAAAUGCUGGUGAAGUGAGUAUUUCAAUAUUUGGAUCCGUUCUCUCACUUAAAUCCAUAUUUGUAUCAAAACCAAAGUCUACCAAAUGGUCAGUAGUUUCAAAUUUGAUCUGGAAAGGAAAUACGAUGAGUAUAGAUCAGCCACAAAUCUCAAAUGAGGCUCUAGAAUCCCACAUUGAAGUCAUUCAGAGUAGUUUGGAGUGUGUGUUUAGGACCUUGAUGAAAACAAGGGUCUGUCUCCUCAAUAUUCGUUCUCACUAG